Daucus carota subsp. sativus is the source of this 1449-nucleotide messenger RNA. Its product is annotated as replication protein A 70 kDa DNA-binding subunit B. The record is from RefSeq and is a predicted model, not a curated record. The transcript has 10 exons. NCBI's taxonomy places the organism in Eukaryota, Viridiplantae, Streptophyta, Magnoliopsida, Apiales, Apiaceae. The coding region runs from base 1 to 1449 and encodes 482 amino acids.
AUGUUUAACCAAUUUCAUAGCUUGCUUGAGAUUGGAACUGAGCGUAGCGAGUGGUCGAUUUCUGUUAGAGUUCAAGCACUAUGGAAAAGUAUCAACCGUACCACCAACGAAUUCAGAGGAUACAAUAUGGUCUUGACAGAUGUCCAGGGUUGUCGAAUUCAUGCUUUUAUUAUGGACAAAGUAAGUGACAAGUUUGAAAGUUUAAUAGAGGAAGGUGAUGUCUACCAUAUCUCCAAUUUUAAAGUCAAAAAAUAUGAAGGCAAGGAACAGAACAGAGUUGUUAGGAAUGAGAAACACAUAUUCUUUGACUACCAAACUAAACUUAAGAAGAUGACUGAGGAGCUGUUUACAAUUCCACCUUAUGCAUUUGAUUUUUUUCCUUUGCAAGAAAUGGAGAAGAUUUUCAAUGACAACUAUUUCUUAGUUGAUGUCAUUGGGAAAUUAGAGCAAUCUGCUCUCUCAACUUAUGUUUCAAAGGAGGACAGCAAAAAAACCAAUGUCAAAUUUAAAAUCUUUGAUGGCAGUGCUCAGAUGAAUGUGACAUUCUUCAAUCUAUUUGGUGAAAGUUUUGAGAAAGCUUUGAAAGCAAUGGCAGAAGCAGAGGUUGUUAUUGUUAUAGCCUGUGCUAAAGUUAAUAAAUAUGAAGGUGAACUCUACUUGACCAACUACCCUGCAACAAGGUUCUAUCUUAAUCCUAAACAUUACAGCCUCAUAGAAUUUGAGAACAGUAUUACAAGGAAGAAGGCUGAAGAACAGUUGCUAUCUAAGAUGUUUACUAUUGCUGAGAUUAAAAACUUAACUGAUACCCACAUUCAGAAGGAUGUUCGUUGUUCUGUUAAAGUGAAAAAGGUUGAGGAACAAUAUAAUUGGUAUGAAAAUUGUUGCCCUGGUUGUGGUGAAGAGGUUAAUAAGGUGGAGGGUAGGUUUAGAUGCACAACUGAAUGUAAGAGGAAUAUACCGUGGCCAGACAAGAGGUUUCGUUUGACGACGGUUUGUUCUGAUGCUUCUGGGAUUCUAGCUAUUAUUUUCCCAGACGACGAAAUCCAACGUAUCAUUGGCAAAGAAGUAUUUGAUAUUGAGAAUGAUGAAUCACAGGUUGGUGCUGACGGUUCUACUUUCCCUCCUUUGCUAAAACAAUUUGAGAAGAGAGAUUAUAUUGUCACAAUUACCAUUUCUGCUUUGAAUAUCAACAAAACGUGCAAGGUUUACAAAGCAAAGAAGCUUGAUAAUCCUGAAGAGAACUUGGGUGAAAAUGAACCUGCAGAGUUAAAAUCUGCGGAAACAGUUGACCAUACUAUGGAAACGGUAUCCGAAACUGUUGCUGAACCCAGAACAUCCUCUCCACCAACUGAGAAGUCCUCCAACAGGCCCAGAGGCAUCAAGAACAAAAUUCCUGUUAAAUGUGGGAUCUUGGCUGAAACACCUAACACUAAGAUGAAGAAAUCCUAA